CAGUAGCAACUCUGUUUUUUGCCGUUUAGUAUGUUCCUUGUGUUUUUGCUUUCGUAUGCAAUUGAAGCGGAAAACCUCAAAUUCUCUGAUUGAAACAAAGAUAAAUUUAAUCAAUUAGUGAAUGAGAGUUUGGAUAAUAAUUGAUCAAAAAAUACGUUAGUUGUUUUUAAAAUGUGUAUAACACUAUUUAUUUUGGAAAUAAAUAAAUAGGAGCUAAAUGUACUGAUUGCAAAAAUGGACAUGGAGACGUGUGACGACGAUAGUUUCUACGGGAAUUUCGACAGAUUGAUGCCGUCAUCAGACAACUAUACGUUUGAUGAUAUUGAAGAAAUACUACGUUCUACUGAUUCACAUCUCGAUUCAUCCAUUGACUUGAAUAAUCUUAAUACACAUAAUGUGCAAGAUUUUGACUUACCCUUCGAUGUGAACAUUCAUAACUCUUCAUCGCAAGCUGCAUCGACGAAUAAUGAAUUUAAUUUUGCAUUGCCACUAUCCUCUAACGAAUUGUACAGUCCUGAGACAUGUAACUCCAUCCACAAGUCACAGCGUACUUCGUCCAUUUCAUCAAUGGAUGAAGACAGCUUUAACCCAGAUGAUUUUAUCAACUUUCUGAAAAACGAUGACGUAAAGAUGAAUUUCCUUAACGAAAAUGAGUUGAGACAACGUAAUACGCCCUCUCCUACGGAUAGUUGUAGUAGUUCUGGUGGUAGUUCAACGAGUGGAGUACAGAGCGAUGUUUCAUCAAUAGGUUCACAAACUAAAACUUAUACGCAUGUUAAUCCCCCCUUAGAUGUCUUGAAUUGCAUGAAGGAGGAAAUAUCUAAUGAGAAUAACCAUACACCCGCUUUAGAAAUAAAAGAGGAGAACUGCUUUACACCUAUAACAGUGAUAUCGCCUCCAGUAGAUCAACAACAAACUAUUGUUUUACCAGCGAUAAAUACAAGCAAUGUAACCGUUUCAUUACCAUUAAUGGUACCGCUGGUGCCGUUGAACACAACUACCACCAAUGCAGCUAACCUUCAAACAAUUCAGCCCCUACAGCCAGUUGCACCUAUUAGUGUGCUAUCAAGAACGUUGCUCCCUGUUAAGACCGUAGCAAUAAAAUCUAUAGCACAAGUAACCAGCCAGAACAAACAGUCGUCACAACAAAAAGUUGAACCGAAACUGGCCCCGAAAGGGAACGUUGAUAACUCUAAUAACGCUAAAACAUCCAUUGCCUCCUCAUCAAUUGCUACAAAAGUUGUUCCUCCUAUAAAUGCGAAACCCAAAACUGUAUUUCUAACUUUAAAUGAUUAUAAAGCAUUAACCCAAAUAAAUGGGAAAAAUAUAAAGGGUGUUGUCACAAAUUCACCUAAAAUAAUAUUGAAAACCGCAAGUGGAAAAGUUAUUACAGCCAACAAAAUAGUAUCUUCUGGCAACGGUGCGUUAGGCAUGCAUUCUAACUUGAUACCUAAAAUUGGUAAGACAAACAAUGGACCAGUGUUUAUUAAGCAACCAUCGUCAAAGAUUACAAACUUAGGUGCUAAUACCAUGGGAACUUCAAAGUCCUCUUUUAUAAGCUCCAGCCCUACCAGUUUAAGUGUUUAUAAAGGUCUCAUUGACGAGAAAAUGUGGAAGAAACAGCAGCGCAUGAUCAAAAACAGGGAAUCUGCUUCUUUGUCUCGCAAAAAGAAAAAGGAGUACGUUGUUUCUUUGGAGUCACGUAUCAGCGACUUAGAAAAGGAAAACUGUACACUGAAAGGGGAAAAUUCAUCGUUGCGUUCCCAAUUGGUCGCUUUGGCACAAUCUUGUCAAUGCAAAAACAGCAACAUAAGUGAAUUUGUUUUAAAUACUUUAGAUAUCAAUGCAAAAGUAAGCGAUCAACAUGUGAAAAUUGCACCGAAACUAAGCGGAAAAAGUUUAAAGCAACGGAUGACAGCCACUAACAUUAAGAAGAACAUAGCGAUUCUCUUCGCUCUGGCCUUUAUGGUAUCCUUGAAUGUGGGUAAUUUUCAUAACUAUAUGAAUAAAAACCACAUUGAGAAUUCAAUUGAGUCGGAUCCAACUAAUUCUGAGGAGCCAUCUACAGGCCGGCGUUUGCUUUGGGCCGAAACGGAAAAUGAAUUUAAGCAGAAGUUAAAUAACACAAAGAGGGAAGCGGAAAUGGAUGUGCCUCCACUACAUUUCCUGCAUCCAGUUAAUCGCUCUAGGGGAAGACUGUUAAAGGAGCAGAACGCCAAUAGAACAACAAACGAGAUGCCAAUAACAUCCGCGUCAAAAAAGUGUGCAAACGUUUCAAACUAUACCGAAAAUCAUCGUUUGCAUAGUAAUUUGCACAAAUGGAUUGACGUUAACGACUACUUGAACUUGAGCUUGUAUAAGGAAAAUGGCAAUGGAUAUUUGGACAACUCUUUAAGCCUGAGGAAAUUUUCAUCGGAUUAUUAUGACAGGAAACCUUUGCAACUACCUCUACAAGAGGAUGUUUCGACAAUUAAAAUGAAACGCAAACUUAUUAUGACACCACCAUUGGUUCAAAGCAAGCAACCCAAAUUGGAGACACCACAGGCGAACGAAAUUGAUGACAACUCUGGAAAUGAUAAGAACUCCUUGGAUAUUUUCAAGCCCAAAAUUAGUGAGGAAUACCUACGUUUGUUUAAAGGCAUAAAAAGGCAAGACGACACAUUCUAUGUCCUAUCAUUUAACAUGGAUCACAUACUGUUGCCGGCCUCAGCUUAUAACAAGAGCGCACGUCCGAAAAUGUCACUAAUGCUGCCUGCUGGUGAUCCAUCAGUUAAUGGUGAUAUAAUGUUAAUGCAAAUCGAUUGUGAAGUAGUUAACACGACCGAGUUGGAGUUGAAAUCAUUUAUGAUACCGGAGAAACUUCGCCCUCAAAAAGUUGGAAAUAGCAAUUAUAAUCCAAUUCCCAAUCCAAAUGACAUGGUAAAUAAUGAGACUCGUUCAAGGGAAGAACAGCGGAAGGCCAAAGGAACAAUGCCAGAAAUGCCGAAGCAAAAGUCGCCACCGAAAACAUAUUAUAUGAUGGGGCCCCGAUCGGCUGCUGCUGCGGAAGCUAUGAAAAAGAAGCCUACACUUGUAAGGUUAGGCAGCAACGAAAGCAUUGAAAGUAUUGCUGAGAAAGCUGAGACAAACUCAACGGUUUUCUCUACAAGAAAUCAACAUUAAUUUUUUAAGUAUAAUUUUUUGCAAAUAUUAAAACUAACUGAAAGUUAAAUGAUGGUAAAUAUUUAAUAUUUAAAUAUCAGUAUAUACUUUGCUCAAAAUUCAUACGUUUUUAGCAUUUAUAAAAUAUGUGGACACCUGUGCAUACAUACUUACAUUUAUCACUUGCAAUUUCAUUAUUUCAGUUAAUCAAUAUGCAUAUAUAUAGGAUUUUAAGAACAGCUUGCUGAAGUGACAACUAUAAAUAUACAUACAUAUAUAUGUAUGUAAAUAUACUUAACUGAUUUAUUCAAAACACAUUAACAAUCAUAUAUGUAUAUAUAGUAUUUUUUUUGUAGUAUACAUAUAAGACAUUCGAAAUCUGUUGGUAAUGAAAUAUGCAAUUUGGUCUGUGUCGUUCUUUUAGUUUGUUGUAAUGUAUUGCUUGCAUCAUAUUUGACCUGUCAGAUUCUAAUUUUCAACUCAUAGCUUAAUUAUGUGCAAUAGCUAAAUAAAAAUAUAAUUUUAGAAUAUAUCAUAUGUUGAAUUUGUAAAGAAAAUCAAUUAUAAAAUUUGGUUAAUUAAAUACCACCUUUUUAAAACAUUAUUAAAUGUGUGCAUACGGUAGUAGGACUGAAAAUUAUUAAUGCUAGUUCUCUAAAUAAAUUAGGCCUUUAUUAUGAGUGAUCUUCGAUUUUGUAUAAAUUAGAUUUUCCAAUUAAGGAUUUGACUCGGUAACGUGGCGGUCCAGAACCCGCUCGAACUGCUUUGCAACGUCCUCUACACAGUAUAUAAUAUAUCUCGUUGCAUUCAAGUCGUAGAUUAGGUAUGUUAGGGUCUAUUAUGUAUGAGUAGCAGUUUAAAAAACUAAAACUUACCGAUCCAAACAGGGUUAGAUCGCCGAAAUAACAGACAUUGGCCGGAUAAAAUCCGGGUUAAUUCCAGUAACGUAGAACCGGCUAUUGUGGGAAUUGCAACUUCGUUUU
This is a messenger RNA of Bactrocera oleae (olive fruit fly), 4124 nucleotides long. RefSeq names its product bZIP_ATF6 domain-containing protein ATf6 (gene Atf6). NCBI's taxonomy places the organism in Eukaryota, Metazoa, Arthropoda, Insecta, Diptera, Tephritidae. Gene Ontology annotation, cellular component: nucleus. Gene Ontology annotation, biological process: endoplasmic reticulum unfolded protein response; regulation of transcription by RNA polymerase II. Gene Ontology annotation, molecular function: DNA-binding transcription factor activity, RNA polymerase II-specific; RNA polymerase II cis-regulatory region sequence-specific DNA binding. The record is from RefSeq and is a predicted model, not a curated record.